Blepharisma stoltei is the source of this 1020-nucleotide messenger RNA. The record is from the annotation of a GenBank genome assembly. Lineage: Eukaryota; Ciliophora; Heterotrichea; Heterotrichida; Blepharismidae.
AUGGUAGCCCCCAAAUCUGUAAAGAUGCGGUCUAAAACAAAGAGGUCUUCUUCACUACCUUCAACAAUCAGCCUUUGUAAAAGGACUCCGAAGCUGGGAGCAAGGGGAAAUCUGGCAAGGAAAGCAGCUUGCUAUUCUUCUUACAUUCCGCCUGAUAAUGGAGAAGGACCACAAGUUUGGAUUAAAAGCUGGGUUGACUACUCAAGCAAAUACGGUUUAGGAUAUUUAUUUUCAAAUUCCUGUGUGGGAGUCUUCUUUAACGACUCCACCAAGAUAAUUGCAGACCCAGCUGGCUCCUUUUUUCAGUAUAUCCCUAGAGCAGGCCGUUCAAGAGACGAAGAAAUUACGACGUACACCUUCGAAACUUUUCCAGACGAGUUAAAAAAGAAAGUCACAUUACUGCAGCAUUUCAGAAAGCGUUUAUCUAAGGAUGAGCCUUCUGCAAAGCUUGAUAUGACUCAGCAAUUUACAAAGCUUGAUAUGACUCAGCCUUUGAUUUAUGUCCAAAAAUGGCGCACGACACCCUAUGCUAUUUUAUUCAAGUUAAGCAAUAAUUUAGUCCAGGUAAAUUUCCAAGACAAGACAGAACUAAUAUUGUGCAGCAAUAGUAUGUUGGUGAUUUAUAUGAACAAGCUGGGAGAAAGAAGUGUGUAUCCUUUAAAUACAGCUAUGGAUAGUGAAAAUAAGGAGAUGACAAAGAGACUAAUAUACACGAAAAAAGUUCUGAGAAGUAUGCUGCAGCCUCGCAGACGGCUGGAACUGGAGAAUGCACUCCUCAAUUACUGAACGCGAGAUAAUAUAAUAGAAAAUCUAGUAAAUAAUUAUGGAACCCCCCGAAUCGGCAAAAAUGGAGACUGAAUCAGCGAAAUCUCCUUUAUUAUCUCGGACAGACAAUGAAAACUGCAAAACAGCAAUAACGGAAGUGACUGCUGCAACUGCUCGUGGAGGGUCAAGAGACAGCUCUUGUGAAGGGACUCCGGAGCUGGGAGCUUACUAUUCUUCUUAUAUUCCGCCUGAUAA